This is a messenger RNA of Iphiclides podalirius (scarce swallowtail), 432 nucleotides long. The record is from the annotation of a GenBank genome assembly. NCBI's taxonomy places the organism in Eukaryota, Metazoa, Arthropoda, Insecta, Lepidoptera, Papilionidae.
AUGGCUAGCGGGCGGAUGGGGUGGCGCGCAUGUGCCGCCCUAUCGACCGGCGCCUUACGUAACGCCGUUCGUUCACCCCGCCCGGCCGGCGUGCUGUCCGAAAAAACCAGAUACGAGCCGCCAUCGAUCCAGGGGUCCCCGGGAAUCGGGCUCGAACUGGGCUCCCGUCGCCCCCUCGCGGGUUGCCGCGCGAUUCCGCACCUUAUCCAACUAGAAAUAGGACCGACCCCCGCCCACCCCUGGAGCUGCGCUCACGAGAGCGAUCCUGACACAGUCUCCCCCCCCUCCCCCUCCCCCCAGGUGCCUGGUCGAUACGCGUGGGGGGCGCCCCCGUUCCGCCACCAUCCAACCUCCCCCCACCCGUAUCAAGCGCCGAGGUACGCCCCGCCAAUCCGUUUCCAUCCCGUAGCGUGUUCCCGUUUCGUUCUGCAA